Molecule: messenger RNA, 254 nt
Organism: Podarcis lilfordi (Lilford's wall lizard)
Lineage: Eukaryota; Metazoa; Chordata; Lepidosauria; Squamata; Lacertidae
Source: the annotation of a GenBank genome assembly
UCUUUGCAGUGAAUGAGGUCAACGAGAACCCCAACAUUUUAUCCAACAUCACUUUGGGGUUCCAGAUCUAUGACAGCUACUGUGAUGCAAAGAUGACUUAUCAGAAUACGUUGAACCUCAUCUCUCAUCAUAGGAAAACCAUCCCCAACUACAAGUGUGGUGUUGAGAAGAACCUGGUAGCUGCCAUUGGGGGCCUUGACUCUGAAACUUCAAGCCACAUGGCCUCCAUCUUGGAGCUUUAUAAGAUUCUACAG